Rosa rugosa (rugosa rose) is the source of this 4715-nucleotide messenger RNA. RefSeq lists its product as uncharacterized. Gene Ontology annotation, biological process: proteolysis. The transcript is spliced from 9 exons. The record is from RefSeq and is a predicted model, not a curated record. Bases 921 to 4298 code for a protein of 1125 amino acids. NCBI's taxonomy places the organism in Eukaryota, Viridiplantae, Streptophyta, Magnoliopsida, Rosales, Rosaceae. Gene Ontology annotation, molecular function: cysteine-type peptidase activity.
CUUUGAUGUUUUCAUAGAUUAAAAUAGAUUAUUUGUUUUCUUCUUGGAAUUGAUCAGUUCACUUCGUCAUGGGCAGGUACAAUUUCUUAAUCUGCUGGGUUUGCUAUUUGGGGAUGCUACUUGGUUGGUAAAAGGAUUUGGAUUACUUCGAUUCUGCUUAAGGCAAUUACCCUUUGUGUUGACUUUUUCCUUCUGUUUGUGUAGUGAAAGCUGUGUUUAAAUAUGCCUGAUAUGUUUGUUGAUAUGUAUGUUGAUAUGUGUUUAAUUAUCCCGACAUGUUUGUUGGCCUGAUAUGUUUGUCGAUAUGUAUGUUGAUAUAUGUUUAAUUAUCCCGAUAUGUUUGUUUAAUUAUGCCUGAUAUGUAUGUUGUCCAAAUAUGUGACUCUUCUGCUUUAUUGACAUAAAUCAUUAAAGAAACUAAUGAUGUGAUUUCUCUACAUGCUGAUCUAUAUCUGUUAGAAGUAACACUUUUCUGUCUAUCUAUUUAGUUGUUUAUUUUUGCUUAAGAUAAAGUAUUGUUUUGUAAAUGGACCUCUUGUUCUUGUGUAAUAAUCUUAAGAUGGAUAAGUCAUGGAUGCUUGAGGAUCGAAGAUCACGGGCUUAUGAAAUAGGGGUUGAAGCGUUCUUAAAGUUUGCAGUAGAAAAUGCUAGAAAUGAGAAUAGGAUUCCUUGUCCUUGCUGGGAUUAUGGAAAUACAAAAGACUUUGGCAUUGGAAUUAUCAAAGGUCAUUUGUUUAGCUAUGGUAUUACACCAAACUAUCAGAAUUGGAUAUGGCAUGGAGAAUCUUCCAAGUCAGCUUCAAACUUGGACUCUCGUGCUGAUAGUACACGUAAAUGUGGACCUGGUAAUACACAUGAACCUGAAGCUAAUAGUGUAGAUGAACAUGAACCUGUGAUUGACUCUGACUCGGUGCAUAUGGAUGAUAAUAUAUAUGCAUGAUGAUUCUGAAAUACACCCCAAUGAGUUUACCGAUUUCUUUGAGAAUGCAGACCAGCCCUUGUAUCCUGACUGUAAAAACUUUACCAACCUAUCUGCUCUUGUUGAAUGCUAUAACUUGAAAGUGAAAUUUGGGAUGAGUGAUACUUGUUUCGCUUCAAUGUUAAUUAUGGUUGGGAAAUUUCUACCUGAAGGUCAUGGGAUACCUUCUUCUAUGUAUCAAGCAAAGAAGGCUUUGAGCGCUUUGGGCAUGGAUUAUGAGAAAAUUCAUGCAUGCUGCAAUGAUUGUAUCUUGUUCAGAAAUGAUUUUAAAGAUGCAACAACUUGCCCUACAUGUGGUGCUUCGAGGUGGAAGUUAGGCAAGGAUAAAAGAGUGAAGGAGGGGGUCCCUGCGAAGGUGUUGUGGUAUUUUCCACCCAUUCCCAGGUUUAAAAGGAUGUUCGAAACCAGUAAGAUAGCUGAGAAUUUCACUUGGCAUGCAAGUGAUAGGGAGAAUGACUGUCACAUGCGUCAUCUUGCUGAUUCUCCACAGUGGAAACUAGUAAACCAUAAGUGGCCUGAAUUAGGUGAAGAAGCAAGAAACUUGAGACUUGGUCUUUCAACAGAUGGUUUUAAUCCCCACCGUUCACUAAGUAGUAGAUAUAGCUGCUGGCCUGUUAUAUUGGUUACCUACAAUCUUCCUCCUUGGUUAUGUAUGAAAAGAAAGUUCAUGAUGUUAACCUUGCUUAUUUCAGGUCCUAAACAACCUGGAAAUGACAUAGACGUGUACUUAGCACCUCUUAUUGACGAUCUGAAAUCUCUUUGGGUUGGAAUAGAAGAAGUGUAUGAUGCAUAUAGAGCGGAGUACUUCAAACUCAGGGCUGUUUUAUUAUGGACGAUCAAUGACUUUCCGGCUUACGGUAAUUUGUCUGGAUGCAUUGUGAAAGGUCAUAAUGCAUGUCCCAUUUGUGGUGAAGAAACAGAUGGCCAUAGAUUGGUGCAUAGUCAGAAAAUUUGUUAUAUUAAUCAUCGAAGAUUCUUGUCUCGUCAUCAUCCAUAUCGGAAGCAACUUACAACAAAUGGAAAAGUGGAAUUGAGAUCAGCUCCUGUGCCUUUGACUGGACAGCAGGUAUUGCGAAAGGUUGAAGGAUUUAGACCUAAUUGGGGGAAGAAAACUGCUGUUCAUGAACAUGUAAAUGAUAGUGUUAAACGCUGCUGGAAGAAAAAAUCAAUUUUCUUUGAGCUUAAGUAUUGGGACAAACUUUAUGUGAGACACUGUCUUGAUGUUAUGCACAUUGAGAAGAACAUUUGUGAUAGUAUACUUGGUACAUUACUAAACAUACCUGGGAAGACGAAAGAUGGAGUGGCAGCCCGUUUAGAUCUCGUUGACAUGGGUAUAAAGCUUAAUUUAAAACCCAAGGACAGGGAAAAGAAACUGCCUCUAGCUUGGUGGAAUUUAACAAAGGAUGAGAAGAGAGUUAUAUGCCUUAGUUUCUUUGGCAUGAAGGUUCCUGAAGGUUAUUGUUCAAACAUAAAAAAUCUGGUUUCCUUACAAGAUUUGCAACUUCUUGGCCUGAAAUCACACGAUUGUCAUACCUUGAUGCAAGAAUUGCUUCCUAUUGCUAUACAUUCAGUUUUGCCUAAACAAGUGAGGUAUGCAAUAACCAGAUUGUGUUUCUUCUUUAAUUCCAUAUGUGAUAAGGUGGUGGAUAUUUCUACAUUGGAUAAGUUACAAGAGGAUGUGGUGCUUACAUUAUGUCAACUUGAGAUGUACUUUGCACCAAGUUUCUUUGAUAUUAUGGUACAUCUUGUUGUACAUCUUGUCAGAGAAGUUCGACUCUGUGGACCAGUUUGCUUUCGAUGGAUGUAUCCAUUCGAAAGGUUUAUGAAAGUGCUAAAGGACUAUGUACGAAAUCGUAACAGACCAGAAGGUUGUAUGGCAGAGUGCUAUGUUGCUGAAGAAGCUUUAGAGUACUGCUUAAAACAUUCGUCUAACCUCAAUACAGUUGGAAUCCCUUCAACGGAGAAUAAUGGCAGAUCAGAGCCUACUUCAGCAGCCUUUAUAGAAUCAGUAACUGAUGUGUUAUUUAACCAAGCUCAUCUCACUGUAUUGGUGAAUACAGAUGAAGUCCAACCUUAUAUUGACGAACAUAUGGAUUAUUUGAAGAUGACUUAUCCAAGAUUUAAAAAGCAAGAUAGGUGGCUGCAGGAUAAGCAUAUGGCGACUUUUGUUAAAUGGUUCCAAGAGCGAUGUACUCCUCAAAUUGCUGGGAAUGCAUCUGAGAGGGCUAGUUGCUCAUCUGCCAAGGGGAACAGCAUGGAAGAUUCAAAGAAGCAGUUUGUCCAUAUUCAUGAGCAAGACAAUGGAGAAGAAAAAAGCCAAAACUCAAAGGGAAAACCAUGCAAGUUAGCCGUCGACUUGGUUGAUAAUAUAGUUGCGCGUGGUACCGUACUAGAAAUUGAUGCAACCAACCCAACCAUUCAUGGUGUUCCUUUAGGAAAAGGCAAUGAACGGGUUGUAGUUGAUAUAGUUAUAGACGCUGAAGCAUUUUUGCCUUUCCCUAUUAAAGAUGAUGACAUAUUCACUGUAGGCCAAGCUGUAGGUUAUGUGAUGGCUUGGCAUAAACAUCUAGUCAUAUUAACAGGAGUGGAGAUUCCUAGAAAGUGUAAGCAUACUGUUGAAAAACUCCCUAAAGCCCCAGAGAUGGACUUUCAUGGAAUGCCAAAAUCAUUGAAAAUAUUAUGCCGUUAUGCACAAAAUAUGAUCAAGAUGAAUGGGAACUGCAUUGUGUUUGAUAUGGAAGAGAGAGUAUUUGGGUCACCUCGACCCACUCACAUCUUGAAUGAAGAUAUCUUACAGCUUGGAGGCAUGGAGAAAUUAUCAGCCACUUGCAUAGUAAUUUAUAUGAGGUACUUAUAUACUGUGCUUGAAGAGUUAGACAUGGUAGGCUCUGUUAGUUUUGUUGAUCCUGCUGUAAUCUCUGCUCCAUGGUGUGGGACAAGUUUUGUAAGAUCCCGUAAGUUAGCAGACCGAUUCAAAGGAGCACAGAAUGAUCAGAUGUUCUUUAUCCCUUACAACUCCGGUGAUCAUUGGAUGUUAACGAUUGUCCAUCCAGUCAAGGAGACGAUCUAUUUUGUUGACUCAUUUUAUCAGAGCAUAAUUGACAGUGAAUGGAAACAUGUUGUGAAUGAUGCCAUUAAUAUAUUCAACCGGCAAAGGAAUAAGCAAGGACGUAAAUCUCCACUAUGGAAAAUCCUGAUGGGUGCUCCAAGACAACCGACAAACAAAGAAUGUGGCUAUUACGUCAUGCGCUUUAUGAGGGACCUAAUCCUUGAAGAUAUUCAAGGUGUACUAGCUAAGGUAUAUAUAUUCAUUGUUUAAGUUGUUCAACGUUUGCUGGCAUGAUCAUGUGGUAGCUUCAAUUGGUUGCUUGGCCUGGAUUGGUACUCCAUCUUGCUGCAUUAUGUCCUUAAAAGAAAUUUAGUUUAGCUUCAAGGUUUCCGUUUGAGAUUGUAACUUCUGGCAUGACUUCAUUGUUUUUUAGGUAACUAUUGCAUGAUUAAUGCAUCUUGUGUGAGAAAUUUGCAUUAUGUUUCAUUUAUAUAUUCAGAAGUAAUUCAUUAUAUGCAUAGUAACAAAUCUGGCAUAGGGAUAAUUUCCUAAAUCUCUAGAUAUCUAUAUGAUUAUGAAGAAAGGCUAAAAGCUUAAAGAACAUGAUAGUCAUCAUGAUUACUUUUCCCCAUUAAUCAUCUUUAGAAAUUUUACGAACUCUGACCUUCCCAGCAACAAAUAUCUGCU